Molecule: messenger RNA, 1764 nt
Organism: Linum tenue
Lineage: Eukaryota; Viridiplantae; Streptophyta; Magnoliopsida; Malpighiales; Linaceae
Source: the annotation of a GenBank genome assembly
CCGUUGUCACAGAUGGAGAUAAAGCAAUGGCGAAUGCUGUUAGUAAGGUUUUUCCUGAUGCAACCCAUCGUUUGUGCUCAUGGCAUCUGUUUGGUAAUGCAAAGGACCAUGUGAAGGAUAAGAAGUUUCUUUUCUCGUUCAAGAAUUGCAUGUUUGCUGAUUGUGGGAUUGAGGAGUUUGAAGAGAGGUGGAGGUCAAUGAUCACCAAGUUUUCAGUUGAGGACAAUAGCUGGAUUGGAAACACUUAUGAGAAACGGCGAGAGUGGGCAACUGCAUACUUAAGAGAUAAGUUUUUUGCUAACGUCCGGACGACAUCUCGUUGUGAAGGGGUCAAUUCAUUCAUUAAGAAGUACGUUAGUUGUCAGCAUAAUCUCCUGGAGUUUGUGAAUGAUUUUGAUCGUGCAUUGCGGCAUUUCAGAGAGAAUGAGGUUAAAGCAGACUUCAAGUCCAACUAUGGAACUCCUGAGCUAAGAAACACAGGUUUGAGAUCUCUCGAAAUAAGUGGUGCUAGUGUUUACUCAAGGGAGGCAUUUUUUACAUUUCGGGAGCAGCUCGAAGCAUCUAAUGGAUGCAUUAUGACCAGAUCUUUUGAAAGAUCUUCUCACCGUGUCUAUGAGAUGACAAUGUAUGAAGACUCCGAGGUUGUCAUAGAAGUUACAUAUCAACCAACCACAUCAGAAAUGGAGUGCAGUUGUUACAAGUUUCGUAGUACCGGUAUGCUCUGCGCACACAUGAUUUCUGUAUUACGGGAGCAGCGAGUGAAAGAGUUGCCUUCGGAGUUGGUUUUGCCGAGGUGGAGAAAAGACCCAAAAGGUACUAUGGAAAAACUUCAAAGAAAUGACACUCCAUCAGAGGAAGAAGAACGCAUAUGGAGAUCUGGCAUUAUACAGUACCACAACUUACAAUUGACAUCCUUAGCUGCCGAAUCUCCAAGUAUGUUCAAAGUUGCUCGGGCAGAGAUUUCAGCAUUGUGUGCGAAAUUGAAGGGAAUGAGUACUCUUAGUAAAGGUGCUUCCUCAGAGCCUGCUGAAGAUGAUCACGGUGAUGCAUCUGAACGUUAUAAAGAUGUUAAAGAUCCGGUACAGACACGAUUUAAAGGUGGUCGGCUGACUAAGAACAAGAAGGGGAAGGUCGUCAAAUCGAGACAAUGUGGCCAUUGUGGUGGUUUUGGUCAUUAUGCCUCAACUUGUAAAAAUCCUCCAAAAAAUUCGACGAACAGUUCGAGUGAGCAAGUUAGAAACAAGAGCACAGCAAAGGUUGAGGAAGAGGACGAGCUUGAUAACGAGGUCGAGGAAGACGAGGACGACGAGGAAGAGGAAGAGGAGGAGGAGGAGGAUGACUCUCAAGAUGACGACGAGGAUGGGGACGAUGAUGAAGAGGAAGAGGAUGACGAUGACAACGACGAUUCUUGAAGCUCCGGGUGUUGGAACUAGUUCUGGAAUACCUCCUAUUGCCAGUGUGGAUAGACAGACAGGUAAUGCAAUCAAAUGGAACUAUCCCGUACGUGUGGCUCUAAAUUCUGGAACUGAAAGCAGAAGCAUCAAAGCAUAGAUAUGCCUACUUUGAAUUAUGUAAUAUGUACUCUAGCUCGCAAAUUCUUGAAAAUUUCGUAGUUAAUUAGCUGGUGGACAAACUUUGAUCAAUCGGAUCUAGCACUCAUAGUUAUUUAUUUGGUCAAGCUUUGAAAUUGAUUUGGGUAGUGUUAAAAUUAGCAGCUCGAUUAAGAAUUUCAUGUUAGAUAACUCAUUGAUCAUAUUCAUGAUA